GAAAAAAUGUUUAAAAGCGUGCAAAAAAUGUUUUUACGAAAUUUGAAAAUUCAUCAAACCGCGAUCAAAACAAUUGAAUUGAUUCAAAAGUGUUCAUUUGAAUCAUCUGCUUCAACCAUAUUUGCAUUGUCUACAAAUAUUAAAAGUUCUGGUAGUGCUAUAGCUGUCAUAAGAGUAUCCGGUGAUAAAACUUUAAACGUAAUCAAUUCAAUUACGAAAGGUAAAGCUGAUUAUAUUCGUUCGAAACCUCGUCAUGCUUGUCUUAAUGAUUAUGUGGAUCCAAAAACCAAUGAACUCAUUGAUAAAGGAAUGACAUUAUGGUUUCCAAGACCAAAAAGUUAUACUGGUGAAGAUCUUUGUGAAUUUCAUGUUCAUGGAUCAUUGGCAGUAAUAAAUAAAAUGCUUUCAGUUUUGAAUGAUAUUCAUGGUUGUCGUUUAGCUAAAGAAGGUGAAUUUACUCGUCGCGCUUUAAUGAAUGGAAAACUUCAUCUAAUACAAGCAGAAGGAAUUCGUGAUCUGAUUAAUGCUCGAACGGAAAAUCAACGACGACGUGCACUUGGUGGCUUAUCUGGAAUGUUGGAUCAUAAAUUCAACCGUUGGCGAGAGCAAAUAAUCAAAUCGAUGGCUCAUUUGGAAGCUUUUAUUGAUUUCGGUGAAGAUGAGUUGAUCGAUGAUUCUGUUGUUAAAGAGUUAAGUGAGAAUAUUCGUAAUUUAAAAAAAGAAAUCGAUCAACAUAUUGCAAAUACAAAAUUAAAAAGUGAUUUAAUCAAAGAUGGAUUUCGUGUAGCCAUUAUUGGUCAGGCAAAUGUUGGCAAAAGUAGUCUCAUCAAUAAACUAAGCGAAAAAGAUGUAUCAAUAAUUUCACCGAUAAGUGGAACCACAAGAGAUGUAGUGGAAACUUGGAUGGAUAUUGAUGGAAAUUGUGUUUGUAUAGCUGAUACGGCCGGUAUAAAAGAUUCGAACCAUCCUCAUAUCGAUCCAAUUGAACAGCAAGGAAUUCAAAAAGCCAUUCAAAGAGCAAAAGAAUGCCAUCUAAUAAUUUUAGUCAUAGAUGCCAGUGAUGUUUAUCAUCAUAAAAAAUUAAUAAUUAGUAAUCAUUUGAAGAAAAUUAUUGACGAAAAACAUAAAUCCGAAUUAUUAUAUCUUAUCAACAAAAUUGACUUGUUGACCGGUAAAAAUGAACGACAAGAACUUGAAUCAAUUUUAAUUGCAAAUAAAAUUCAGAAACCAAUCUAUGUUAGCUGUAUGAACAAUGAAGGAUUCGAUAAUUUUGUUCAGAAUUUUAAACAACAAAUUGAACAAAGUGUUGGCAACAAUGAAGAAGAUAGAAUUUCAUUCAGUAAUGAACGACAUGUUAUGCAUCUUGCUGAAACGUCAAAAGAAUUUACAAUUACAAUGGAAAAUUUUGAUAAAGAUUUAGCCAUUUCAUCAUUUCAUAUGCGUCAAGCAUCUUAUCAUCUUGGAUGUUUGACCGGUAAUAUUACUACCGAACAUGUUCUCGAUGUAUUAUUUAAAGAUUUUUGUAUUGGAAAAUAAUUUCUCUUAAAAAAAUAAUGAUGAUAAUAAAUACAAUAAUGAUUAUUUACAUAAGACAUUGGUUUAAAAGCAGAAAAAGAUUUGAGUUCACAUAUAAAUUGAACCAUCAUUUGG
Messenger RNA from Dermatophagoides pteronyssinus (European house dust mite), 1650 nucleotides. Its product is annotated as tRNA modification GTPase MnmE. Gene Ontology annotation, molecular function: protein binding; GTP binding; GTPase activity. The record is from RefSeq and is a predicted model, not a curated record. Gene Ontology annotation, cellular component: mitochondrion; cytoplasm. NCBI's taxonomy places the organism in Eukaryota, Metazoa, Arthropoda, Arachnida, Sarcoptiformes, Pyroglyphidae. Gene Ontology annotation, biological process: tRNA methylation; tRNA wobble uridine modification.